AUGUCUUUGAGCAGCUAUAAGAAGAUGGGUGCAGCCCUCGCCUCGAGGCUCACAUUUGCUGGUAUCUCACGUUCUGUGCAUACAGUACCUCUUCGACCUUUGACGCGCUCACGGUGCCAACUCUCAAUUGCUCCUCCUCUUGGCCGAACUAUCACGACAGCACAGAAACGCUACAGCACAAUGUCUGACUUGUAUGUUGAUCUCGAGGCGCCCAACGGCGUCAAGUACAAGCAGCCUACCGGCCUCUUUAUCAACAACGAGUUUGUUCCAGGAUCGUCGACCCAAAAGAUUACUUCCAUCGACCCUGCUACCGAGAAGGAGAUUGCCACAGUUCACGCAGCCAAUGCCGAUGAUGUCGAUAAGGCUGUCAAGGCAGCCCACGCUGCAUUUCACAACCCCUCAUGGAAGAAGCUGCCUCCUCCCCAGCGAGGUGUUCUGAUGAACAAGCUUGCCGACUACAUUGAAGAGCGUACCAAGAUCUUUGCUACCUCGGAGGCUUGGGACAAUGGCAAGGUCUAUGGCGAUGCUGAAGGCGGCGACGUUGUCGAAGUUAUCAACACUAUUCGCUACUAUGCCGGUUGGGCCGAUAAGAUCACUGGCCAAACUAUUACCGCCAACCCCAACAAGCUCGCCUAUACUCUUCGCCAGCCUCUCGGCGUUGUCGCCCAAAUUAUUCCUUGGAACUACCCUCUUGCCAUGGCCGCCUGGAAGAUCGGCCCUGCAUUGGCAUGCGGUAACACUAUUGUCAUGAAGGCUGCGGAGCAGACACCUCUUAGCAUCCUUCUCCUCGGCGAGGCUAUCAAGGCAGUCGGAUUCCCUCCGGGUGUAUUCAACGCUCUCAACGGCUACGGCAGCGAGGCUGGUCCUGCUCUUGUCGAACAUCCUCUUGUCGAUAAGGUUGCUUUCACUGGCUCGACCGCUACUGGUGCUAAAAUUAUGGAGAUGGCUUCUAAGACCCUGAAGAACAUCACCCUCGAGACUGGUGGUAAAUCGCCUCUCUUGGUCUUCGCCGACAGUGACCUCGACGAGGCUGCCAAGUGGUCUCACAUGGGUAUCAUGUCCAACCAGGGCCAAAUUUGCACAGCUACUUCUCGUCUCUUGGUUCAAGACACGGUCUACGACGAAUUUAUCAAGCGCUUCCUCGAAACAACCAAGACUGUCAGCAAGGUCGGUCACCAAUGGGAUUCAGAGGUGUACCAGGGUCCCCAAGUCUCAAAGCAGCAGUACGAUCGAAUUCUCGAAUACAUCGAGAUUGGAAAGUCCGAGGGUGCUACUCUUCUCGCUGGUGGACAGCCUGUCGACGCUUCCAAGAAGGGUUUCUUUAUCCAGCCUACCGUUUUUGGAGAUGUCCAUAACCAGAUGCGUGUCUUCCGUGAGGAAAUCUUUGGCCCUGUGGUAGUCAUCACUAAGUUCAGUGAAGAAGAGGAGGCCCUCAAGCUUGCCAAUGACACGACAUAUGGCCUUGGCGCUGCCGUCUUUACCAAGGAUGUUGAGCGCGCCCACCGAGUUGCUGCUGAGAUCGAGGCCGGCAUGGUUUGGAUCAACUCUACGCAGGAUUCUGAACCCUACAUCCCCUUCGGUGGUGUGAAACAGAGCGGCAUUGGUCGUGAGCUUGGCGAGGCUGGACUGGAGGCCUACAGCAACACCAAGUCCAUCCACGUGAACCUGGGUUCCCGGCUGUAA
Molecule: messenger RNA, 1683 nt
Organism: Fusarium coffeatum
Lineage: Eukaryota; Fungi; Ascomycota; Sordariomycetes; Hypocreales; Nectriaceae
Exons: 3
Coding region: 1-1683 (560 amino acids)
Molecular function (GO): oxidoreductase activity, acting on the aldehyde or oxo group of donors, NAD or NADP as acceptor
Source: RefSeq, a predicted model, not a curated record